Molecule: messenger RNA, 2468 nt
Organism: Botrytis cinerea B05.10
Lineage: Eukaryota; Fungi; Ascomycota; Leotiomycetes; Helotiales; Sclerotiniaceae
Exons: 2
Coding region: 114-914 (266 amino acids)
Source: RefSeq, a predicted model, not a curated record
GCGCUUACGCCAGAUAUCGCUUACAUUCAAGUGAAUUGAUCAGCUCAGUCGAGUCUUCUCUUACGAAUUUUCAUUCUCAACUUUAAGAUUGGCGUUGAUCAUUCGCGGCAGCAAUGUCUUACUCCGAUAAUAUAUUUAAUGCGGAAAACAAUCCAAUAGACAAUUGGAAUGAAGAUAAUAGUGAUGAGCUCAGUCCAAACGAUGGUUAUUUCAAUUCGAAUCAAAUCCCUCAAAAUAUGAUACCGGACCCUACACUCUCACAAGAGGAGGAUAAAUCGAAAGCUCAAGAUGCCAAGGGGAAUCUUCCAAGGGGUGGUAAUAUCCCUUCAACUCUGCAGAUGUCGUCGCACACCAAUGCGUCAUCUCAUGUAAUUGAGCACCCUCGACAUUCUCAAACUUCGUCUAAUUCUAUUCUUGCUUCGUCAUAUCACAGAAGAGAUAAUUCUUUCCCUGAAAAUCAAUCCUUCUUGGAUCAACCUCCCCCAGCUUAUAUAGCUUCGUUGGAGUCUUCGCCUGUCUCAGCACAAGGGCAGCAUACUCUCAUGCACUACAAUACUUUCUCACAAGAUCGCCUCGAAGAAGGUCUACCAAGAGAGCCUCAGAGUAUGGGAGGACCAGCAGGUAAUCAGGAUAUCGAUGAAAGAAUACCUCUUUUGCUUGACCGAACACCCAAAAAUAUUUCCUUUCGACGAGAGAUUAUAACAAAAGCUCUUGGACUGGGAUUGGCUCUAACCAUUGCUGCCGUUAUAAUAGGUGCGAUUCUCACAGAAAAAUCAUAUGCAAGAAUCCAGAUUCAAACAUGGGAGAAGGGCCUGCAUUUCCCGACCCCAUCCAUGAUGGUGGCUCAUAUUGUCAACAUAUAUCCAAAUCGGACCAAACCACAUUCGAAAUCAUUGAUGCAGCCGGAAUUGUAGUAAUACAAGAUUUCUACCAACACAACUCUCCUCAUUAUGGUCCGGAGGUCACAACAGCAGGAGAAGUUCACAUUCGAAAUCUACCAAACAAUUCAACAGGUGGAAAAGCACAUUUUACAGUUGAAGUUAAACUUAGCCACCCGGAAUUGUCUGUGCUAAAGACUUUGAACGAGCUUGAUGGUUCAUUGAAAAUUAGCACGCCGAGAUUUGCCAACCUAGGUAUACAUGAAAACCCUUGUAUCUCUCUUGAGAUUACGGCUUGGAUACCAAAAAAUGCAGAGUUUUUUAAAGUAUUUUUUGACCUGGCAACUUUAUCAAUUCGAAUAUUUGACGAUGUCAAUAUCAAAGUUGUCAAAGAUGCCAUGUUAAAAACAAUAUCAGGUCAUGUUAGAUUUCCAAACGACCCAGCUUCAUCGACGAUUCAUACUUCCCUCUCAACUGAAAGUGAAUUAAGAACAAAUUUCGAUUUCGAUUCUCGUCACAUUGUCGUCGAAACUGUGUCAGGCAGAAUCGAAGGCAUAUAUCCCCUGUAUGACCUUCUCAAAGUAUCUUCCCAAUCCGGAUCAAUAGGAAUCGAGGUACAACCUAAGCCCGUUCUUGAAUCAACACCCGCUCCUGCUACUUUGGAUAUCAAUACAUCUUCGGGUAACAUCGACGUGUCGUCACCUGUCAAAUACCCAAAGAUCACUUACCCCCGAGAAUAUAUCACACGUGUAAAAUCUGUUUCUGGGGCCAUUAAAGGCCAUUUUUUUGUUGGAUCUACAGGGAAUUUUGACACUGCUUCUGGUAUGAUUCAACUUGUGGUGAGGCCAGUUUUAUCAGCUACUUCCGAUGACGACGAUGAUGAAAGUGGAAAUGAGUUUUCUACUCAUUCCGUGAGUGGAAAUACACAUGUCACAUUACUUGAUCCUUUGUUUACUUUACCCUCCAUCAACGGCAAGGCUCGCAAUAGUGUGAUUGAAUCUAAUCCCGAUAGCCAUGACUCUUCAUACACUCCCGCCCUCGUUGACUUAUCGAGCUCCUCUAUCCAGGCGUACAAGAGUAAACUUCGCACAGUUUACUCGACACAUAGAACCUCCUCUGGAAGUAUCGAAGCAUACUACCCCUUAGCUUGGAUCGGCAACAUUGAAGCGAAAACCAUUUCGGGAAGAAUAGAAUUAGAAGGGAAGGGAAUAGACAUUGUCGAGAGGCAUGAUGGAUGGGGUUACAAGAGUAUCAAAGCUAGGAAGGGAGUCGAGAGGGACGAGGAUGGGAGUAGUGUGAGACUGGAGACGGUGAACGCGGCUAUUGCAUUAAGAAUCUCUGAAUCUUGAUGAUAAAUGGAGCCACCCCAUUCACACCGAUUUUCUGCGACUGAUGAAUCUUGAGAUUACGACUUAUAUUCGAAUACAUGGGAUUUUUUGAAAUGAUUUGGGACGUUGAACGAUGGAUUGUAUAAGCAUCAUGCUAUUUAGGCUGGAUUUUUCCUUUUUCCCCUUGGAUAUAGCAUAAUAUACAUAUUAGCGACGACCUUCUGGGCAUCCAUUCAUAGUCAAAUCGACGCCAGUAUUUUCA